AUGUCAAGUCGAAGCGGAUCCAUCAGUGAGGACUGGGAAGAGCUCAGCAACGUCGGCUCUGUCACGUCUCUCGAUGACGAGUCCAAAUCAACAUCAACAGCCACUGUUGAGACACAAACCCCGGCAAUCGUGCCACCAACUGUAGCGGGUCCAUCAAGUGCCCAGUUGCAACUACCGCUGCGGCCGAGACAAGACGAGACCGCUUACUCGCAAUUGUCCUCGACCGGUACUCGUCCCCACUGGGGUGAAUGGGAAAACGUCCCACCUAGCGGCUAUCUUCCCUACCCCUUCCAACACGGCACAUCGACAAGGACAAACAUAUCAAUGUCGAUGGGCGCAGGAGUCCCACCAACUGUUCGGCAUGGCAGGCCAUCAGCUCAAGAAGACCAAGGCUUUUGGUUUGCGGAUGGCUUCGAAAAUCUAGAGCUGGGACCCAUCCAGAUCCCACGCGUUGGCAAGCUUGGUCCCACCGAAGACCCAAGGGAAUACCAUGAAGCUUGCGCUACUGCACGGAGAUCACUUCUAGAAGUGCAAAGGCUCGCCGAUAACAUUGGCGGCGGUAAAAGUCUCGUUAUGGACGACCUCUGUGCAACAUGCGGUCUUCUGUUGGUGCAGGUGGCAGAACUAGGCAAGAUGGCCAAACUAUACGCCCAGCACUGGAUGGUUCAGAAGUCCAAGGGGGAUCCAACCGACUUCCCCCUUGAACUUGAUGUCUGGAAGCUACUGAAACAGCUGCUGAGCAAACUCAGGAGUAUAGCAGCAGAGUUAAAAGGUGAUAUGCCAGACUACAUAAAUUUCAUGCGCCUUGACGGUCGGACUCGGCUUAUGGGGUUGGGAAUGGGAGGUCGUGAAGAGAACUUGGUGGAUAUCAGCAGCCACUUUGCUAAUCUAAUGCCCAUCCUACGAGCGGACUUUAACAAGUAUCGAACGAAACACAUGGAUGUUCAGCCUGCCACAACUAGUGCAUCCGAGAAACCAACACGUCGCGUACCUCACAGCCCCGACGUCAACCUGAUUUGCAUAGAGCUUAGCGCAUUGAAAGCGAGCCUUGUCUCGGCAAGUGCCUUUUUGAAACAGCUCUGUAGCAAUGGGGAGUGCAAGUACAUCAUGGGCCCUGGAAUGACCGACACUGUUGAUUCAAUCAUCGAUGUCAUCCCAAAGACACUGACCAUUAGUCCUCUAGGGUGGGCAGACUCUGCUGCGAAGGGUGGAUUAAAGUACUCCCAGGUUGUCGAGUUUAGUGUGGAGUGUAUUCAAGAACUUGUGCGAGACCUCAAGUGUUACCAGAGGGUUAUUGAUAUUACUGCCGCCGUGCCAGAUUACGAGCCCUAUCAGCUGCGUCUUGAUGUAGCUAUGCAGGGGAUCAGAGAUGUUGUUGAGGUGCUGGAAGUGCUGCUGUUGGAUCCUAUAGGUUCGGAUUAA
Fusarium pseudograminearum CS3096 is the source of this 1422-nucleotide messenger RNA. RefSeq lists its product as uncharacterized. Lineage: Eukaryota; Fungi; Ascomycota; Sordariomycetes; Hypocreales; Nectriaceae. The transcript has 2 exons. The record is from RefSeq and is a predicted model, not a curated record. The coding region runs from base 1 to 1422 and encodes 473 amino acids.